Molecule: messenger RNA, 1272 nt
Organism: Spirometra erinaceieuropaei
Lineage: Eukaryota; Metazoa; Platyhelminthes; Cestoda; Diphyllobothriidea; Diphyllobothriidae
Source: the annotation of a GenBank genome assembly
AUGGGUUCGCCGAUUUCGGGACUCAUAGCCGAGGCGGUCCUACAACGGCUGGAGUCGCUGGUUUUCCGACACCACAGACCGAAAUUUUGGGCUAGGUAUGUGGAUGACACCUUCGUCGUCAUCGAACGGGAUCAGGUGCUGACGUUCAAAGAACAACUCAACGCCGUCUUCCCGGACAUUCAAUUCACGAUGGAGGAGGAGAAAAACAAUCAGCUGGCCUUCCUGGAUGUCCACCUCUGCUGCAAAGAUUGUGGUGGCCUAAAAACCAAAGUCUUCAGGAAAGCGACAAAUACGACGCAAAUACUGAACUUCAAUAGCAACCACACGAUCAGUCACAAACGCAGUUGCGUAAGGGCAAUAUACCGGCGCGUUGAGACGCACUGCAGCGAAAUGGAAGACAAGGUUGCCGAACUACAAUAUCUUCGACGGGUAAUGAGAGCCAAUGGUUACCCGCGCAGCUUUGUCAAUCAGUGCAUACGAAAAGGACACCAGAGACCAAAUCCAACCGGACCCAAAUUUUGGCGGGCUCUUCCGUACGUGAAGAACGUCUCGGAAACCGUCAGUCGUCUUCUCACUCCACUUGGAGUUGGGGUUGCACACAGGCCGGAAGCAACCAUUAGGCGCCAAGUCAUGAGGCCAAAAGACCCGCUACCACGGCAGGACACGUCUGGAGUCAUUUACCGGAUCUGGUGUAGUUGCGGACAAAGCAAUUAUGUCGGAGAAACUGGGAGAUUACUCCGUACGCGAAUUGCCGAGCACGCAGCAGCACAGAGGCGGGGAGACGCUAACUCUCAAGUGGCGGCACGCUCGACGAGACCCCGCCAUAUUUUCAAAUUUCAAGAGGCCGAAAUCCUCGCAAGGGGUGACAACCGCGUGAGCCGCGAGCUGCUCGAGUCAUGGUUCUCUGGCCCGCAAUCCAUCAACAAGCCCAAUGACCUCCCGGUACCCUAUAGCGUACUGCGAUUUUCCCUGGGCAGGAGAAUCAGUCACGUGGGGAGGGCGCGGGCGAGCAAUCAUCACGGUGACAGUGAGCCAGUUUGCCGAGCAAUCGUCACACCAGCAUCCAGCACGGAUGACGAAAUCGCGGCAAUUAACGACUCGGACUCGGACCGACAAGCCACCACCGCAUCAAUUACGACCCCAGCGGUGAUUACGCGAACUGUUAAUUGCAGUGCGCAUGCGGUCCCACGGCAGCCACGUGCUAUAAAUACUGCCCUCCUGGUGCCACAAUCACCUUUAUCUGCGAAUGUCUCUGAUGAUGGAUUCGAGUAA